AUGCCAUUCCUAAAUGAGGAUACCUGGAUCAAUGACCAGGCUUCCACGCAUGAUAUUUCUCAGCUCGAGGGUUGCGCUAUCGCCGUUGAUGCGACUUACUAUCUCAGCCAGCUUCUCGAAACGCCUCCUGCCCACGAACCCCUGCUGUCGGCUCUAGGUGGUCUCACGGGAGUUGAGUCACACAUAAGCCAAAACCUCGAUGAAUGGGCGAAAAGCGACAUCGUCCCUUUCUUCGUUUUCGACGGUCAACCUGUGACCGGCCAGGAUGAUAUCACCUUGGAUCGUGGUCUCAAGGCCAACAAGAAGACAGACGAGGCCUGGAACUUGUACUUUCAGGGCGCCGCUGAGGAGGCGGUGUCGACCUUUGGUACUAGUACAGGUGCCUUUCGCAUUCAGAAUCUCUACCCCCUGCUUCAACAGGUUCUGAAGAGCCGUGACCUUCAUUUUCUGGUUGCUCCCUACACUGCAUGCGCCCAGCUUGCUUAUUUCGAAAUGACCGACUCAGACCAGUGUUCAGGAGUGAUGGGUUCUCAGGAGCUUCUCCUGUAUCCUAUCAAGGACUCUGUACUUCGUACUUUUGACUGGGAAGCCAAGACAGUUACUGCCAUCUCAAAAAAGAAGGUGAUGCGCAGUCUCACGCCCACAGCAAGCGAACCAAGAUUUAUCGACUCUUUCUUGAUGUCUGGAACAUCGUUUCUUUCUCCUUUCCCUGCUCUCUUGGAGACCUCAAUGUACUCGGACUAUAACAUCUCGACUGCCGCCAAUCUGCUGAGGACUGCCGAGAACAGUGUUGCAACUGCUUGCGCUAGCUUCAACGACAUACUGCAAAACAAGGACCCCAACUGGCUCGACAAGUAUCGCAAGGCCAGAAUGGCCGUCCACCACUUCGUCUAUAUCGCUGAGAGCGGUGAGAUCCGUGUCAACGACUAUGAGCACUUGACUAGUGACAACCAUGAAUAUCUCGGCCUCCAGCUUCCAGCUGAGCUCUUCCACUACCUAAACGUUGGUUUGAUUGGACCUCGUCUGCUGGGAAACAUCACCCAUGGACAAGUUGUUAUCCAGCCUACCUUGGAUGGCGUUGCAUCAGACGAGUACAAGAAGUUGGUCACUGACAGAAUAGUGCCCAUCAAGGAGCAGGCGCUUUCUCUUCUGAUUCCCAGACUUCACCGUGGUAUUCAGCACAAGAAUAUCAAAGUGCGGGCUUGGUUUGAUCCUAAAUACUCAUACACUAUCAACCAUCGUUCGGUCAAUCCUCCCCCUUCGCACAUGGUUGCCAGUUGGGACGUCAAGGAGGAAGACGUUCGUGCAUUUUUCCCUGAGGAUUUUGCUGGCCCCGUGUCGUUGGAAGUCUUGUCGCUUGCUAACACCGAGUUCGUUGAAAAGACAUUCCCCAAGGAGAGGCCUAUCAAAGGAAUUGACAGCACAAAUAUGGUGACCUCGGUGGCCAUUUGGCGAUUCAUCCACUUGAGAGGAUAUACUGAUGACCAGCACAAGCUCACAAAGUGGGGCAAUGCUUUGGCGACCACCCUGAUCACUCUGCAGGAUGUCAAGGAGAGCAAUCCUGAGGUGACCGGUCUGUCAGAAGCAGCUCUAGUCGCGUUUGAGCUUAUCAGAAACGGUCUUUUGACAGGAAAGCACACUGAAGGCCAGCCUGGGUUGCCCCGAAAGGGCACCUACGAGGAGAAGGCAACCCUUGUGCUGAUCAGUGAGUGUGCAUCUCUGUUGAAGCUCCGGCAUCAAUCCUUGGGUUACACUGGCCCUCUCAACAAGAGUAUCCUGAGCUUCUGGUCUCUGGCUUCCGCCAUGAGAGAAGCUGAUCGGGAUCUCAUGGAGGCUAUUGUGGCUUCAAUGUUCCUGUACGGACAAUCCAAACGCGAAAGGGAUGAUUACCUGGAAAUCAGCUCACGUCUACCUUUCCAACAGGAACCUGACAUUGGUCUCGGAAUUGCUAUGAUGACCUUCUUCGACGACGACGAAGCCGGUGGGGACAAGCAAGGCCGACUGGACCGGCUGGAGGAGUUCCCCAAGACGUUUGUGCCAUACGCCGAGGCACUGACGGAGGACUUCCGGGUUGCACGCGACUUUGUCGACGCACUUGCUAAGGGUGUGGAGGCGCUGACAGCGGACGAAAUGCGGGCAGAGGAUAAGCAAGUCUGGGCCAGAGCCCAGGCGUACUUUGAAGCACGACCUUUCUAG
Fusarium coffeatum is the source of this 2196-nucleotide messenger RNA. RefSeq lists its product as uncharacterized. Gene Ontology annotation, biological process: DNA double-strand break processing; DNA recombination; mismatch repair. Gene Ontology annotation, molecular function: 5'-flap endonuclease activity; 5'-3' DNA exonuclease activity. The transcript is spliced from 6 exons. Gene Ontology annotation, cellular component: nucleus. The coding region runs from base 1 to 2196 and encodes 731 amino acids. Lineage: Eukaryota; Fungi; Ascomycota; Sordariomycetes; Hypocreales; Nectriaceae. The record is from RefSeq and is a predicted model, not a curated record.